Mytilus trossulus (common blue mussel) is the source of this 6584-nucleotide messenger RNA. RefSeq names its product nipped-B-like protein A. The coding region runs from base 255 to 6161 and encodes 1968 amino acids. Gene Ontology annotation, biological process: establishment of protein localization to chromatin; regulation of gene expression; establishment of mitotic sister chromatid cohesion. Lineage: Eukaryota; Metazoa; Mollusca; Bivalvia; Mytilida; Mytilidae. Gene Ontology annotation, molecular function: chromatin binding. Gene Ontology annotation, cellular component: Scc2-Scc4 cohesin loading complex. The record is from RefSeq and is a predicted model, not a curated record. The transcript has 52 exons.
UUCUUGGAACGUAUUUUUGAAAGAUCAGUGAGAAGGCUAUCGUAAUUUUUGGCGCGGGUCAUUGUUGUGAUUCUUUAAUAAUUUUCCCUAUUUUUUUCUUGUCAUGAAGAACUUUUAAUCACGUAUGGAUUCAGUGCAUAUCAAUCUUCACUGAUCAAUUAACAAAUAUUGUAAAUUGUGUCGAUUAUCUAUGAUAAAGACCAAAAGACCGAUGUAAAUUCUGCACAGAUGUGACCAUGUAAAAAGUAGAAACCAUGAAUGGUGAAGUACCCAGUGUUCCAAUAACAACACUUGCGGGGAUCAGUAGUUUAACAGAUUUAUUGCCAGAAUUACCUCUACCAACUCCCAUUCCAUCUACAGUAAAUAACAGAAGCCUUUUACAUAAUUCAAAAGUUGCUGAAGGAGCCAAAAGAUUAUUACAGUCCAAAGAUGAUUUCCUAGCAAAACAUGUCUGUCGAACUCUGUGCCAGACGACAACUGAUGAAAUAUUACUCAAAGAUAACCAUGCAGGAGAUGGGAUAGAGGGGGAUGUGCCGCCAUUACUGCGGUCUGUUUUGGCACAAAAUCCACAUGUAUUCAGAGUCACAAGAAGUAACUCUAAAAAGCAUUCGCCGCAGAACAAUGACAUUUCUGUGCAGCAAAAGCAUCCAAAAUUUAACCAGAAACAUGGCAGCAAUAAAAGUCAAGAUAGUGCUAAACGAAGAUCUGGGUCUAAUAAAUUCCAAGACUCUUUUCUUAAUUUCACAGAAUCCUCGACUACAAAUGAUAUAGGUGCUAUGAAUGGAGAACAUCCUGAUACAGAACAUGCCGAGUAUCCUACGCGGCAUAAUUCAAAUGAAAACUCCAAAGGUACACCAAAAGUUGUAUCACCAGCACAGGGAAGUGUUGCCGAAUCUGUUACUAGGCUGAAUAGUAAAGAAUUGGAGAUGUCAGAAAAAUGGCGCAAAAUAUUUGAUAAGGGACCAGAACCUCGAGUUGUUUUAGAACCUCUCGGAUCUCAAUCACAAAUUAUAUCACCAUCAUUAAAACCUCCACCACCAAAAGAACCAAAGGCUGUAGUUUUAUUAGAGAUGUUAGAUGAAAAACCAAAAAAGAAGAAAAAAGGGAAUAAGAAGCAACUGAAAACAUUACAGUCUAGUGGAUCUGUUAAAACAAAAUCAGAUCGACGUUCACAUAGUUCAGGCAAUAAAAGGUCAUAUUAUGAAGAGUCAGAUGAUGACGAUGGAAGAAAUCGACGGAAAAAACGGCGACAGUAUGAUUCAGAUGAAGAAAGUGAACCCCCUAGUCCUGUUGAAGUUAAAAAGAAGAAAAAGGACAAAAGAAGACAUAGAAUGCAACAGGAAUUAUCAAUAGAAGAAUUAUUAGAUAGUCCCACCUUUAAAAAAUUUAGUUCAUGCAUAGAAACCAUUUUUGAUUCUGCAGAAGAUGUCAACUUUGGUUCCUUAGAUCCAAAUGAUGAAGAAACUGAAAUUCCAGAAGAAACGUUGAUAGCCAAGUCAACACUGGCAGAGUUGUGUGGUGAAGCAGCAAAGCUGAAGACAAUGGGAGUCCUCAAUCAGGUCCCAGCAGCAACAUUAAUUAAGUUAUUAACGAUUCUUCAGUGGAAUGUAAGAGAUGGUUCAAGGAUUACACCUAUCAUUAGUGCUAAUGACAUGGAAGAUGAAGAUGAACAGAGAUUAUGGAGAGAAUUAACAAUGGAACGUGUUAUGCGAAGUAUGGACGCUGCUCUCACUGCCACUUAUAUAAUGAGUGCAAAAAGUAUGCCAAAACAAGUGUAUAUAGAAGAUGUGAUAGAAAGGAUAUUAUUGUUUGGAAAAUUUCAGUUAUUAAAUUCAAUAUAUCCAGAAUUUGAUCCAGUAUACAGGAUUGAUAAGAAAAAAGAUGCCUACACAAGUUCAAAAGCUAAAAGGGCUCGAGCUGGCCAAGUAAAACAUAAAUCAUCAAUAACUUUGUAUAAUAAAAUGGCCGAAAUGAUCAGCAAUUUAUCAGAAAUUUUAGAAAUUCAAGAAUUAACAGACACAACUAUUCUACAGGUUUCUACAUUGGGUGUAGGACCUUUCUUUGUAGAAAACAUCAGCGAGAUACAGUUAAAUGCAAUGAAACUUGUAACUACAGUAUUUUCAAGAUAUGAAAAACAUAGGCAGCUUAUAUUAGAAGACAUCUUUGCAAGUUUAGCACGAUUACCAUCAAGUAAACGGAAUCUCAGGAAUUACAGGUUAAACUCUGAAGAGUCAAUACAGAUGGUGACAGCUUUGGCAUUGCAGUUGAUCCAGAGUGUUGUUACCUUACCACAGCCAAAAAGUGACAACCCUAAUGAAGAGGUUUCAGAAGAGGAAGUAUCAGUGUCGAAGAAAAACAAAUCAAAUCAAAAAGCCAAACAUGGCCAGACUGACACAGAUCUCCUUAUUGUUACCUCAUUUGAAAAUGCAAUGAGAACAGCACACAAUUUUCUCUCAGUUUUCUUACAAAAAUGUACAGUAAAAGGUGAGGAAGAUUACCGGCCAUUAUUUGAGAAUUUUGUACAAGAUCUGCUUUCUACAGUUAAUAAACCAGAAUGGCCAUCAUCAGAACUGCUGCUGAGUUUAUUAGGAAGAAUAUUGGUGAAACAGUUUAGUAAUAAAUCUGUCGAUAUGUCCCUCAGGGUAGCGUCUUUAGAAUAUCUUGGUAUUGUUGCAUCAAGAUUACGUAAAGAUGCAGUUUCUAGUCAACUCAAUCAAGAGUCUAUAGAUGAAAUAGUAGCUAAAGUUAAUGAAGAUGAUACUGAUGAUGAAGAAUCAAGCAGGUCAACAAGGGGAAACAAAAAAACGGAAAAGUCUGAAGUAUCAGAGGAUCCUACACAGACUCUUCAGGAAUCCAUGUUAGAUUUCCUAGCCAGUAACUCAGAAAAUGAACCAGCUUAUUGGCAUGCCAGAAGUUUCUACAUUGCCCAGUGGUAUCGAGAUACAACAGUUGAAGCAGAGAAGAAAAUGAAAGCCAGUGGAGAUCAUGAGGAUGAAUUUGAUGAAACAGAGGUAGAAAUAUCAACAGAAACAGAAACAAUGGAAAAUCAGGAGAAAAGAAAGAAAUUUCUUCUAUCACAGAUAAAUAGCAUUCAACCUUCAGAUUUAAAUUUUAGACCUCCUUCUUCCAAAUUAGAUGAUGACAAUGCAGGUUUAGUAGCAAGAUACCUUUCAUCCAAAAGACCAUUUGCACAGAGCUUUGAUAUUUAUUUAACACAGAUUUUGAGAGUUUUGAGUGAAAAUGCAGUAGCUGUACGAACAAAAGCAAUGAAAUGUUUAACCGCUGUGGUAGAAGCUGAUCCAGGCAUUUUAGCAAGAAAUGACAUGCAGAAAGGUGUCCAUGGCAGAUUCCUCGACCAAUCGACAUCUGUACGAGAGGCAGCAGUAGAGUUAGUAGGAAGGUUUAUUCUUAUCCGUCCAGAACUUAUACCUGAUUACUUCCAAAUGUUGUCGGACAGAAUUCUGGAUACAGGGAUAAGUGUAAGAAAACGGGUGAUAAAAAUAUUUAGAGAAAUUUGUAUUGAACAAAGUGAUUUUCCCAAAAUACCAGAUAUGUGUGUCAAAAUGAUUCGGAGAGUAAAUGAUGAGGAAGGAAUAAAGAAACUGGUAAAUGAAGUGUUCCAGACCAUGUGGUUUACAGCUCUUAGCAAUAGAGAAAAAGAUUCAUCAAAGUUGUUACAAAGAGUUGUUAACAUAACAGAAGUGGUUGCAGCCAUCAAAGAUAAUGGUUAUGAAUUCUUUGAACAGUUAUUAGAAAAUUUGCUGAAGAAAGAUGAAAAUGGCCAUUACAACAAAAAUGCUGUUACAUCUUGCAGACAAAUUGUUGACUGUCUAGUGGAAAAUGUACUGAGAUUAGAAGAGAAAAGUGUUGAUCAAGAAGAAGGGAAAGGAUGCAGUCAGAGGCUAGUAGCUUGCCUUUCAACUCUUUACUUGUUCAGCAAAAUCAAACCUGACUUAAUGGUGAAACAUGCAGAAACACUACAACCAUAUUUAGAUAUUAAAUGCAGUGCACAAGGAGAUUAUUUUGUGCUGCAUUACAUUGCCAAAAUUCUAGAGUUGGUUGUGCCCUUGAUGGAGCAUCCAAGUGAAUCAUUCCUUGCACAGUUAGAAGAAGAUAUGAUGAAACUCAUUCUUAAACAUGGCAUGAUGGUGCUACAAAGCUGUGUCAGUUGUUUAGGUGCUGUUGUGAAUUGUGUUAGUCAUAACUUUGCCUUGGUUAAAGAUUGCUUCCAGAAAUUCUUUGGUCUUCUAACACGGAUGAUGGUUAUCCACAAGUCAAAUCCAAGGGAAUCAUCGCUGAAUGCUAGAAAACCUACACUCAACAGAUCUCUAUUCACAGUUGGUUUAUUUUGUAAACACUUUGACUUUGAUUCCAAAGAAAUGGGUGAAACGAAGGAGAAUGAAGAAGAGGUUUCAAUCCGAGAGAAAGUGUUUGAUGUGUUAUAUUAUUUUGUCUCUCAUGAAGAUUUAGAUGUGCAAGAGAAAGCUCUGGCAGGUUUAGGUUUCCUUGUUGUACGGCAUUAUGAAUUUAUGAUGCACACUGUGAUGAGAGAAAUGUACUAUGACUUCCUUACAAAUACAGAAUCUCCUGUUAGACUCAAAAUUCAAGUUUUGAAAAAUCUCCAGUAUUAUUUAAAUGAAGAGGAAAUUAGAAUGCAGAUUUCAGAUCAGGAGUGGAAGAAACAUGCAAAGCAAGAAGAUUUGAAGGAAAUGGGGGAUGUGCAAUCAGGGAUGGCUAGUACUAUUAUGCAAAUCUAUUUAAAGCAAGUCUUAGAAUCCUUCUUCCAUCAGCAAACAGCAGUCAGAACAGCAGCUUUAAAUGUGAUAUGUUUAGUUCUACGGCAAGGUCUUAUUCAUCCUGUGCAGUGUGUGCCAUAUUUAAUCAGUUUUUGUACAGAUAGUGAUAAUGUGAUAAGGGCAAAGGCUGAUUCACAGUUAGAGGAGAUAGAGAAAAAAUACCCUGGCUUUAUUCAUAUGAAAGCUUUACAAGGAUUAAAGAUGUCAUAUAAACUACAAGAGUUCUUAAUAAACAAUAAAUCUGAGUUAGUGCGUGGCAUGAGAAACUGUAAUGACCAUAUUCAAAGUUUAAAUUCUCGACUUUAUUCUGUGUUGCGGACUAAUCGUUCACAUCGGAGAGCUAUAUUGACAUCAUUAUUAAAUACUUUUGAUGAUUCUUCGAAAAUUUCAUUACAAGAACAAGUGUACAUAGCAGAUAAUUUAGCAUACUUCCCAUACCUCACUCAGGAUGAACCUUUAUUUAUCAUCAAUCAAAUUGAUAUCAUUGUCUCCGUCUCAGGCUCCAACUUGUUACAGUCUUUCAAAGAGAAACUGCUUCCUAGUAAAAAGGCAAGAGCAAUGAGUAUGAUUAAUAAUGGUCAUGAAGAAGGAAGAAAAGUAGCAUAUGAUGAGGAUGAUGACGACUUCGAAGCCAUGUUAGAAAGACUACCAGAGUAUAUAGACGCAUUACAGGAUAUCAUUAAACUCUCACAGGGGUGUAUUCUUCUCCUUCAUUUAAAACAACAUCUUAAAGAAACAUAUGGAUUCACUGACAGUAAAGUGCACAACUACUCACCAGCAGAGACCAAAACAUAUGAUAAACCAGUGAAUAGAAAAACUGUAUUGAAAUUCCAGCCACAGACUGUUCUCAAAGAGUUACAAACCUCUCAAUUAUCAGAUGAAGAAGCCAGAGAGAAAUUAGUCAGUGAUUAUGUGGAGUUCAAGGAAUUGAUGUUAAGUAUAGACCCACCUGAUGAAGAUGAAAGCGAUGAGGCUAAGAGCACAGGACGCCACACACCAACCCCUGGACGUAACACCCCCACUCCAGGAAGAACAGCACCAAGGGUACCUCCCAUGACAAUCCGUAUUGGAGAUGACGGUGUUGUAGUACCAAAAGAAAAUGAAGACACAGAAAUGAUUGUUGAAAACAAUGAAGAGGGUGCAGAUAACUCUAUGAAAUGGACCCCCAAACCAUCCAAGCAUCACCAUCAUCACCAUCACUCUCAUCACAGUAGUAGUAGCCAUAAAAAGAAAUCUUCACGAACGUUAAUACAAACUAUAAGUGUUACACCAAAAUCUGUUUCAAAGAAAAAGAAGAAGAAACGGAAACGUUAUGGUAGUGAUAGUGACAGUGAUAAUAGUGAUGAUCCAGACUUUGUAUGUUAGUUAUGUAUCAUAAUGAUGUAUGGAUGAAAUAAUGAUGAAUGAUACAUUUAUGGCUGUUUUAUUGUUGUUUUAUAUUGUUGUCGUGAGGAAGGAAAUCAUCUGUUUUAUCAAACAAACCAUGUACAUAAACAAAACUCUUUAUCAAAACUGCUGCAUUUUAUUGUCACUGUAUCUAGUUCAUUGUUUUACAUUGUUCGUUGCUUUCUUUUUUUUUAGAAUCAUGACGUCAGUUCUUAUUUACAAAUGUUGUUGUGUAAAUGAAAAAGUAUUUAUUUUAUUUUUUAAGAAAAACCUGUAUACAGUUUCAUUGCCAACACAUUUAUCAACACAUUAAUCAGUCAUAUGUGAUGUUUCCAUUCCCAGCCAUUUGAACUUGAAGAAAAUAGAAAAAGUUAUUUGAUGAAAUUAAAAAAUAUAAAAUGA